AUGCAGUCGUUUACCUUUAGUGACCCAUACUGUAAGAUACUUUUGUACAAAAACAACAGGACAACCAACUAUCUGUGUCCUCCUGUACAGACUAAAACAAUAAAAAGGUCCUUGAAUCCCAUUUGGAAUGAAGAAGUGAUAUUUCGGGUUAAUCCUUUUGAGAACCGCCUAGUAUUUGAGCUCUAUGAUGAGAACCGCCUGACGCGUGAUGAUUUCUUGGGAGUUGUCACGGUUUCCCUUCCUCAUUUGGAGAUCGGGACAGAGGAAACCGGGCAACGUCUUGUGCCUAAGAGUUUCAUGCUCCAUCCACGGAGUUCCAGAUCACGUGUCCGUGGAAAUCUACACUUGUAUCUUGUCUAUCUUCCCGAUCACAUAAACCCACGCAUCACGACAAUACAGGAAUUGCCACCUCCGCGAUUGCCCGUUGAACCAAAUUCGCCCACAACCCCCGAUCUCCUCUCAUCCUCACAACCUCGUCCCAGUUUGGAACAAGUGCAACCGAAUCUGCCGGAUGUUGCCGGUUCCGACCUCGCUGAAUCCCCUCCCGCCUUUGGCGGUGGUCGGGGCAGUGACGCUGGACGGGAUUCCAUCUUGGGUGCUUCCAGUGCUCUUUCGUUGGAAGAUACCUCUUCGGUGGAGCUGGUGGCCGAUCCAUUACCUCCUGGUUGGGACGAACGAGUGGACCAAAAUGGACGCACUUACUACGUGGAUCAUGUCAACCGGCGAACGCAAUGGGAUCGUCCUUCUUUUCAGCUACCCGAAGGCUGGGAACAGAGAACUGAUGCAAACGGCCGUGUCUAUUAUGUGGAUCACAUCAACCAUGUGACGACUUGGUACCACCCACUUUCCGAGGCGGCUCGUGUCCAUUCUACUCCAUCGCGUUCUUCUCUAGACGCGGGAAGUUACAGCGAUGCAGACAGUCAUCACAGUGCAGAGGAAAACGCUGUGGUUGAAGAUACCGAAAUGGUCGAAGCGGGUUCACCCAGUUCGGCACCGUUGGUCAACUCCACCGGUCCUUGCGGCUCAGCAUCUCCAGCUCUUGUUGUUUCUGAUAUGCGCGACUCCAGACGCAGAGCUCACCCGAUACGACGAAGUUUCACUAUGGCCGGUGGAGGUUCUACGGAACCUGCGCGUUCAAGACAAACCCGUCCUAGUCUAGCCAACCAAGCGAUGGACGAAGUUCGUGCUGCUCAAACCAUGUACUUACGUCGACGACAAGUUAGCCUGGAAGACACUUUGUCCCAUUCUCCAACAGACGGUCCCGAGGCAAAAACACCGGCUGAACAGUUACAGACUAUUGGGCAGAAAAGCAAAACUCUCAUAUGCAUCUUGUUCACAACACUGAAUAUCCACCUUCUCCUUGAACGCGCCUACCUGAACUUUCUUGGAUAUUCAUUGACUGUUACUCAGAUGCAAGCAAGUGCUACAAAGCGACUCCACAAAUUCCGUAACAGAUCUCACUUUUCAAGAGACGCGAAGCGGAUUUAUGAGAAAACAUACUACUCGCAUGCCCCAUCAUAUCUCUUACCCAUAUAUCGUAGAGAUUGUGCAUGCGUGAGGAAUAUAAUUUGGGUGGAGUGGACAAUGUCGUCUCCUUUGAGCCCACAAAAAAGGGCGAGGUGGCCCAAGUGGUUAGAGCGCGAAUUUACUGACCGGAAGGUCUGUGGUUCGAAUCCGACCUCUGCCUCUCGACUUCCCCUGUCUAGGCUUGGGCAACCUGGCAGUAUCCCAGUCCUCGUGCUUCCUUCGGGUGGCAUGGCAGCUAGGCACCGAAAGGGUGUUACAGCUGAACGCUUUCUUUCUGAGCCCAUAAAACUAAAGACUCGGUCCUUCUGGAAUUCCACAAGGACCAUCCUUCUAGCCCUUUCUAAUCAGGAAACGACUCCGUCUUCUCAACCAAGCACGUUAACCCCCAGGCGGGAUGAUCCCGAACCGGACGAUGAGCACACUACCGCCGUCAGUCCGGACGCCGCCAGCUCAGGUGUUGCCGCCCAACCCGAAGAUGAACCAGGCAAUCAAACGGAACAACGAACCGCAUCCCCACGAUCGAACGCCCCCCAACGACCUUCCAGUGCCUCAGAGCAAGGAAUCGUUCUGGGGAUUGGUGUUGAACCUGGUGAAGAAGCGCUUCCAGCCGGCUGGCAAGUCGCCCGUACCGCUGGUGGACGCCGGUUUUUCAUUAAUCAUAAUGAACAGCGCACAACAUGGGAUGAUCCUCGUACGCAUCGCUCUACGAGUCAAGGUAACGUUGGCUCUUUGUUGAAGCAGGAUGCUGAGCGGCAUUCAAUGAAAGACUUGGGACCGUUACCGCCCGGCUGGGAAGAGAGGGUCCAUACCAAUGGUCGAAUUUUCUAUAUCAAUCACAACGCCCGUACAACUCAGUGGGAAGACCCAAGGCUUGAACGGCUUGGUGGCCCAGCAGUUCCCUACUCUCGAAACUACAAACAAAAGUAUGAUUUCUUCCGUUCCCGAUUACGAAGUCCCCGUGAUCCACAGGCCAAACUGGAGCUCCGGAUCGCACGGCCCACCAUUUUCGAAGACUCGUUUCGUCAGAUUUAUGGAAUCAAGAAACCGGAGUAUCUCAUGCACCGGUUAUGGAUCGAGUUCAUGGGUGAGAAGGGACUGGAUUAUGGUGGUGUACAGCGCGAAUGGUUCUUUCUUCUUUCUCGGGAGAUGUUCAAUCCUUACUACGGUCUGUUCGAGUAUUCCGCAGCUGACAACUAUACAUUACAAAUCAAUCCACUUUCUGGCGUGGCCAAUGAGGAUCACUUAAAAUACUUCAAGUUCAUAGGUCGCGUUGUUGGAAUGGCUGUCUACCAUGGCAAACUCAUCGAUGGCUUCUUCAUCCGCCCGUUCUACAAAAUGAUGCUCGAGAAGACUAUCACGUUGAAGGAUAUGGAGGCCGUCGAUUCCGAGUACUACCGCAGUCUCAAGUAUAUCUUAGAGGAAGAUCCUUCCGUUUUGGGACUGACUUUUUCCGUUGAUGAGGAACACUUUGGCGAGACAGUGGAGGUUGAUCUCAUUCCAAAUGGUCGUCAAAUCCCGGUGACAAAUCAGAACAAGAAACAGUACAUUGAAUGUAUCAUUAGCUGGCGCUUUGUUUCUCGCAUCAAACCUCAAAUGUGGGCGUUUCUGGAUGGAUUCAAGGAUUUGGUCGAUUUGGAAGCGCUCAAAAUAUUCGAUGCGAAUGAACUGGAGCUUCUAAUAUGCGGUCUACAAGAUAUCAGUGUGUCUGACUGGAAAGCGAACACGUUGUACAAAGGGGAAUAUCAUCCAAACCAUCCGGUGAUAGUGAACUUUUGGAAAGCGGUUUAUACAUUCACCAACGAGCUUCGCAGUCGACUCCUACAGUUUGUUACAGGAACUUCUCGUGUUCCAAUGAACGGUUUUGCCGAGCUUUGGGGAUCGAGUGGUCCACAAAAGUUCACCAUUGAGUGUUGGGGCACUACGGAGCAACUUCCUCGAGCGCACACAUGCUUCAAUCGGUUGGACCUACCUCCUUACUCCUCAUUCCGCGAGCUGCGAUGCAAGUUGAUUAUUGCGAUCGAGAAUGCCGAAGGGUUCGAAGGUGUUGACUGAUGACUUUGUCAUCCUCUUCCCACACCACGAAUCAGCUGCUGUCCAUAUGGAUUUAUCCGCUGCACACCGAUUUCAGUACAACUAUGCUUGUACAUUUACGUGUGGCAACCGGCGAUGAUUCCUAGACUUCUUUACAUACCGCUUGUCACAAUUUCAUUGCUCUUUGCUGAGCACGAACGUCGGUUUAUUUUUGACGACAUGUAAAACUAGUCUGCAGCCCCGUUACUAUUUAUAACAUGGACGACCAACUUACUAGACUUGUUCGAACGCCCCGUCCCACCUAUAGAGAUUCUGUGGCUUUUCUCCUUUGUUCAAUAUUAUCCGUGAUAAACUCAUCCUCAGACGUUUGAUCAUGAUAGGUCUCAGUCAGUUGACUAUGCAUGCCCUCCUGUUCCCCCGAUUUGUUCCUGACAUCCUGUGUCGAUAAAACCACUUUGACUCUUUGCCACCCCUUCUCAGAAUUUACUCCACAUUUGGGCGUACAGCCAGCGGUGGCAAGGUGAUUUAUUUGUUAAUAUAACUGCUA
This is a messenger RNA of Opisthorchis viverrini, 4105 nucleotides long. RefSeq lists its product as hypothetical. The transcript has 19 exons. NCBI's taxonomy places the organism in Eukaryota, Metazoa, Platyhelminthes, Trematoda, Opisthorchiida, Opisthorchiidae. The record is from RefSeq and is a predicted model, not a curated record. Gene Ontology annotation, molecular function: sodium channel inhibitor activity; ubiquitin-protein transferase activity; protein binding. Gene Ontology annotation, biological process: regulation of dendrite morphogenesis. Bases 1 to 3579 code for a protein of 1192 amino acids.